Molecule: messenger RNA, 4233 nt
Organism: Mya arenaria
Lineage: Eukaryota; Metazoa; Mollusca; Bivalvia; Myida; Myidae
Exons: 9
Coding region: 76-2838 (920 amino acids)
Molecular function (GO): zinc ion binding; nucleic acid binding
Source: RefSeq, a predicted model, not a curated record
ACGUUUUGUCUAUUUGUAAAAUGGCUGCCAUUGGGAAAAAAUGUGUUGAAUAAUUUCUAUACAAAUCUUGCAAGAAUGUCACAGCAACAAGCUCCCGGCAGUUAUGACUACAGCCAAGCUUACCCAUACACACAAGCAGCGACAGGCAGUACAGGAUAUGAUUACUCCAGCUACAACUACGCACAGGCAGGCUACAGCACCUAUGAUGGUUAUUCCAAUUACAGUGGGUACAGUCAGACACCAGGAAGUUACGACAGUUACUACAACUACUACACUCAGCCAGGAACAACGACAGCAACAGCAGCAGCAGGAAGUUCAGCAGCUACAUCACAGAGUACUGUAAGUGGCCAGUCACCGGCAGCACCAGUAACAGGUUUGACCGUAGCUCCUCCCCCACCUCCACCCUCUGACCCCAGCCAGAUUCCUACAAGCCCUCCCAGUACUCCUGGGUCCAGCUCCUGGGGUGCUGGAUAUUCCGGAGGUAGUCAAGGAUACGGCACCCCCACACCUGCCCCACCCGCAUCUGGUCAACCCAUCCAGACAACAUCAGGUUACGGACAGUACGGCACGACCAACCAAUCGCAAUCAGGUACGGAUCCAGCUUCACAGCCUUCAAGUGGCUAUAGCCAUCCGUCAGCAGGUUCUUACAGUGGCUAUAGCCAGUCCCAGGAUCAGUCUAGCAGCAGUGGCUAUAGUCAGCCUUCCAGUGGAUAUAGCCAGCCAUCCAGUGGAUAUAACCAGCCAUCCAGUGGAUAUAGCCAGCCUUCCAGUGGAUAUACACAGUCCCAGGGACAGUCUAGGGGCAGUGGUUAUAGCCAACCAUCCAGUGGAUAUAGCCAGUCCCAGGGGCAGGCUAGCAGCAGUGGUUAUAGCCAGCCAUCCAGUGGAUAUAGCCAGUCCCAGGGACAGAAUAGUAGUAGUGGUUAUAGCCAGCCAUCCAGUGGAUAUAGCCAGUCCCAGGGGCCGAACAGUAACAGUGGUUAUAGCCAGGGUCCGGGCAGCAGCAGUGGGUACAGUCAGCCAUCUAGUGGAUAUAGUCAACCAGCAGAUCAGGCCGCUAGCAGCUCAUAUCAACAGCAAUCCAGCGGGUAUGACAACCAGGGAAAGUCCAGCUAUGGGGGAAGUGGGUCAGGCUAUUACAAUCCAGAUCAAAACAAGUUUAAAUCAAGUGGCUCAUAUGAACAGGGAAAUAAUCAGCCUAAGAGCUAUAACAGCAGCUAUAGUCAGCAGUCGUCUCAGAAAACUGAAUAUGGGAAGACAUAUGAACAGAAUGAAUAUGGGGGGAGUGGUAGUGGAAGUAACAAGGGUGGAAAUUACACAGGUUUGAACACUGGCGUUCCAGGAAAAGGAUUUAAUCCACAGGAUGGUGGAAGUAGGGGAUUUUCUGGCUCGGACAGGGGGAGGGGAGGGUUCGGGCGAGGGGGAUCUGGGGGGAAUAAUUACCAAGAUAGGGGAGGGCGAGGGGGAUUUAGGGGGAAUAUGAGAGGGGGAGGCGGUGGUAGAGGGGGAUGGGAUAAUAAUGAUUCAGGGGGAUUUGAAAGAGGAUCUAGGGGUAGAGGAUUUGAUGAUGCCGGAGGGAGAGGCAGGGGUGGGUUUGAUAGGGGAAGGGGGAGAGGCGGAUUUGGUGGAAGAGGGAGGGGAGGAGAUUUUAGUGGAGGGGGAGGAAAGGGUGAUUGGGGAGAGUCAGGGGGAGAUGGGGGUGGGUUCGGAAAUAGGGGUGGAAGAGGGGGAUUUGAGAGGGGCAGAGGUGGUGACAGGGGAGGUUCCUUCAGGGGAAAUAGGGGCAGGGGAGGAUUGGGCUUUCAGAAGGAUGGUAAAACAGACAAUGGUAAAGAGGUUGAUAGUCAGCAGAGUAAACCUUGGGUAAAUAUUGGAGAAAACAAUGAACUGAAGAGAAAAAUGGAGCCAUCCGAAAUUAGUCCUCCUAAGAAGAAAAAGGAGGAAGAAACAGUUGAUGUUCAGCCCUUCAUUCAAGCUCACAUUGAAGAAAACUGUGGUGCCAAUCUUGAGCAUAGAAAACUGGCCGAGGAGUCACUGAAGAAAAUGAUGCAGCCCAUGUAUUGUCUGCUCUGCAACGCGAGAAUGAGUGGUCCGCCCCAGGCUCUAAUGCAUUACCAGGGGAAAAAUCAUCAGAAGAAGAUCAAGAACUUCAUAACAACAGGUAUGCAGAAAUACGCAGAAAAGGUGAAAAAUGAAGAAACAAAGUCGGACGAGCAAUUAAAGCGUGAAAAGCUUGAAGAGGAAGAAAGAAACCGACUUCUUGAUGAGAAAGUCGCUCAGGCACGGGUGACCUUGAACUUACAGGACUCUGAUUUCUGCAAGCUUUGUUGUGUGGAGUUCUCAUCACAGCAGCAGGCUGAACAGCACUAUAAGGGCAAAAACCAUCAAAAACGGAUACGAAUGGCCAGCGCUCCCGAGGAGGAACUAGGUGGAUUCUUAUGCGAUGUCUGCAACGUACGAGUGAUGUCACAAGAGAUACUCAAUGUCCAUCUUGCAGGACAGAAACACAAGUCAAAAGCAGCUAGGGACAAACUACUUAGUCAUAAAGGCAGAAAAGACGAAGAUAAAAUCAUUCCUCAGGGUGGAUUGUUGGUCGAGGGCGGGACUCGACUUAGGCCCGGGGGUUGGAACAAGAACCCAGGUGAGAUCUCGUACCAACCACGCACAAGACCCAACAUAGACUACAGCAAUUUUCGUACACCAAGCGGCAAGUUCUACUGCCCCAUGUGUGACGUCACAAUGAACACUGAAAUCCAGUUUGCUCAACAUAGCCAAAGCAAGCCGCAUAGGCAAAAACAGAUGGAGAAAAAGUAUCAAGAACUUAAUAAUAAAACUUGACUUGAUAUUGUUCUUUGUAAAAAUAGGUGAUGUGAUAACUGUUCGUUUUGUUUUGGGUUUUAAACCUUAAUGAUAACAAUUGUGGUGUAAUUGCUGUCUGAGGGUUUUUCUUUAAAGAAAAAUGUUGAAUUACAUGCGAUUGAGAAAAAAUGUUUAAGUUUGAAUGACUAUUGUUUUUGAUAGUGUUUGUUAUUAUGUUGUAAAAUUGUUAAGAAAUAUUUGUAUUACCUUGCCAUUAAGUUUAUUGAGAAGAUAACUUGGGUAAAUGUACUCCGUUAACAACUUCAGUUUCACAAUCAUUGACACUACAUGUAUAUAUAUAUGAUUAGAAAAGUGAAGUCAUUUAUUAGCUCUUCUGGAAAUAAAUCAUCUUCGUCCUAUAAAAACUUGACCCUGGGCCAUUAUUCUAAAAAUGUUCAAGAUGUGCAAAUAAAACGCCGUACAAUCAGAUAUGUAUUGUAAAAAAAAAAAUAUGCACAUGUAUAGCAGGACCGAUGACUCAGGCUUUAAUAAUUGUUUCAUCAUGCCUUCUUUGCAAAAAACAACAGACAAAUAUUUGUUUUCUCUGCAGCACUUUUGUAACGCAAGUUAUGGGCAAUGUUGCAUUACUGGCUCUGUUGCUUUAUGGGCUUAAUGGGCUCUGUUGAAUUAUGGACUUCAUGGGCUCUAAUGCAUGAUGGACUUCAUGGGCUCUGUUGUGUUAUGAGCUAUGUUGCAUCAGGUGCUAUGUUGCAUCAUUGGCUCUGUUGCAUGAGGGUCUCUAUGGCCUCUAUAGCCUUAUGGGCUCUCUGUUGUAUUAUGGGCUUUGUUGCAUAAUGGGCUAUGUUGCAUUAUGGGCUCUGGGCUGUGUUGCAUUAUGGGCUGUUACAUUUUGGGCUCUGUUGCAUUAUAGGCUCAGUUGCAUCAUGGGUUUUGUUGUGUUAUGGGCUCUGGGCUCUGUUGCAUUGUGGGCUAUGUUGCCUCAUGGACACUGUUGCAGAAACUUUGAUACCAAUAUGCUUUUUGUUCAGUCACAAAAUAUGGUAUGUUGUGUUCAUUCCUUUGCAUGUUUUUCUUGUUGUUCAACCAUUGUUUACAAACUAUUCAAUAUAGUUCCAUUAUGGCUUAGCCGCUAUUUGUGCUUGUGUUAGUUGUAUUAGGAAUAUUGCUUUCAAAGAUGAUGAAUUGGAAAUAUUUAUUACAUUCUUAUCAGUAAUGUUUUUGUAUUGAUAGAUAUGGGAUCCUGCUUUCGUAAAGCAAUGUCUUGUCUGACUAACAUUGUUAAAAUAUAAAAAUACAGAAUGUUAUUGUUGUGUAACAUUGAUCAUUCAAAAAAGUCAUUCCUGUUAAAGACUGUAUUGUUGGAUAUCAAGUUCUUUGUAAAAUAUGACCAUGCAAAUAAAAAAUCCAAAAUCA